This is a messenger RNA of Capra hircus (goat), 439 nucleotides long. RefSeq lists its product as uncharacterized. Lineage: Eukaryota; Metazoa; Chordata; Mammalia; Artiodactyla; Bovidae. The record is from RefSeq and is a predicted model, not a curated record.
GUACCAUCCUCGGCCGUGGUGAACCCCACCCAAGGUGUGAGCCUGGGAGCGGCCGGCCUCCUCCGCCGGACCAACUCGGUGACGAGCCUGCUGUCGCUGGUGGCCUUCGGUGCGGACCCACUGUGUGCCUGCCAGGCUCUCGGGAACUCCACAUUCGUGUGCUCAGACAGACAUCAGCUUUGGAUGAACGUGGCUGAGCACCUCCGGGAAACUGGACGCCUGUCGUGGCCUUCGGAAGACACUCCAGCACCAUGUGGCCGGUCCUUGCCCCGUGUCUGGCUGGCAGGGCAGCCCAGGAGGCCUCAUCCCUCCGCCUGGACGCCUCGGUCCUCAGCUGAUGCCUGGAGCUCGGAUGGCUGUGCCCCCUCAGGUCAAGGAGCGUGCGAAUGUUGGAACUCAGAGCUCCCCACCCGCUCCGUCCGGUGCCACCCUGGGCUGG